CCGCGCUCACUGUACGGCCACCUCUCUCUGUCUCCGUCUCUGUCUCUGUCUCUCGUUCGCUCGCGUUCUUCGAGCUCACCGACGAUCAUGUCUCCAUCGACGACGACGACGACCAAGACGCUGCUGGGUCGCCGGACCCGGGCGCCGAAGCCGCGCUCUCGACCCCCGUUCGAGGAGGACGACGGCGGCGGCGGCGGCGGCGACCGCUACGGCGACGUGCGGUGCGAGAGGUGCGGGUCGGGAGAUUCCGGCGAGGAGCUGCUCCUCUGCGACGGGUGCGACCGAGGGUACCACCUGUUCUGCCUCCGGCCGGUCCUCGUGGCCGUGCCCAAAGGGUCGUGGUUUUGUCCCGCUUGCGCCAAGCGCAAGCAUCUCAAAUCCUUUCCUCUUGUUCAGACCAAAAUCAUCGACUUCUUUCGCAUCCAGACGACAAAGGAAGCGAGCCAAAAGUCAAUUCAUGAUACCCAUAAGAAGCGUAAGCGAAGCAGCAGCUUAGUGGUGUCGAAGAAAAAGAGGAAAUUGCUUCCGUUCAAUCCGAGUGAGGAUCCUAUUAGGAGAUUGAAACAAAUGGCUUCACUGGCAACGGCAUUAACAGCUACUGGAGCUGAGUUCAGUAAUGAGCUUACUUACGUGCCUGGCAUGGCGCAGAGAUCGGCCAACCAAGCAGCAUUUGAACAGGGAGGGAUGCAGGUCUUGCCAAAGGAAGAUGUUGAAACCUUGAAUUUGUGCAAGAGCAUGAUGGGAAGGGGGGAAUGGCCGCCGCUCAUGGUUGUGUUCGAUCCUCAAGAGGGGUUUACUGUCGAGGCUGAUAGAUUCAUCAAGGAUCUAACUAUCAUAACAGAGUAUACUGGUGAUGUGGAUUACUUGAAGAAUCGGGAACAUGACGAUGGGGAUAGCAUGAUGACACUGCUUUCUGCUUCAAAUCCUUCAAGAAGCCUUGUCAUCUGCCCAGAUAAGUGCGCCAACAUAGCUCGAUUCAUCAAUGGCAUUAACAACCAUACUCCGGAAGGGAAAAAGAAGCAGAACCUCAAGUGCGUGAGAUUCGAUGUUGAUGGGGAGUGUCGGGUGCUACUGGUUGCUAACAGAGAUAUAUCGAAGGGGGAGCGAUUGUACUAUGAUUACAAUGGACAUGAGCAUGAAUACCCAACUGAACAUUUUGUCUAGCCUCUGCUGCCGUUGUUCUCUGUCAUAAGAUGUAGGAAGAAUUGACAACUAACAAGCCAAUUGUAUGCACACACAACACAAGGCACAACUCCACCUGUUGUUUAUCAAUUCACAAUCUCAACACUGAUAAAUCAAUGGCAAGAGAAAUGAGGACCUUUUUGGUCAGACCGGUUUCUUCCA
Messenger RNA from Syzygium oleosum, 1344 nucleotides. RefSeq names its product histone-lysine N-methyltransferase ATXR6. The transcript has 6 exons. The coding region runs from base 88 to 1164 and encodes 358 amino acids. Gene Ontology annotation, molecular function: protein binding. Lineage: Eukaryota; Viridiplantae; Streptophyta; Magnoliopsida; Myrtales; Myrtaceae. The record is from RefSeq and is a predicted model, not a curated record.